Molecule: messenger RNA, 393 nt
Organism: Nymphaea colorata (pocket water lily)
Lineage: Eukaryota; Viridiplantae; Streptophyta; Magnoliopsida; Nymphaeales; Nymphaeaceae
Exons: 1
Coding region: 1-393 (130 amino acids)
Biological process (GO): translation
Cellular component (GO): cytosolic small ribosomal subunit; ribosome
Molecular function (GO): structural constituent of ribosome
Source: RefSeq, a predicted model, not a curated record
AUGGUGAAAGUCAACAUCCUCUCCGACGCCCUAAGGACAAUCGUCAACGCUGAGCGUAAGGGAAAGAAGCAAGUGCUGCUGAAGCCUGUCUCUAAGGUCCUCAUCAAGUUCUUGAGGAUCAUGCAGAAGCACAACUACAUUGGUGAGUUUGAGAUCAUUGAUGAUCACAGAAGCAAGAAGAUUGUCAUCGAACUCAUCGGAAGGAUCAACAAGUGCGGUGUCAUCUCCCCCAGAUACGAUAUUCUCCUCCCUGACUUCGAGAAAUGGACCAACAACAUUCUUCCCUCCAGACAGUUCGGACAUCUUGUUCUCUCCACCACCCAAGGCAUCUUCACUCAUGACGAGUGCAGGGAGAGACACAUCGGAGGAAAAAUUAUCGGAUUCUUCUAUUGA